GCCGCUUGGUGUGAACUGCAGUCCCGAGUGCUGCUGGUGCUCACAUCUCAGCGUGGCAUCCAGAUGUACGACCCUGAUGGCUCCACCAUGGUGUACUGGCACGCGCUGGACAUCCCUGAGCACCCGGCAGCCCAUUCUGUGUUCGCCCGAGGCAUCGCUGGCGCCGGUGGCCACUUCAUCUGUGUGGGGACAUCCUCUGGGGCUGUGCUGGUGUUCGAUGUCCCCCCCAAAGGGACCAAUGUGAUGCUGAGUGAGGUCCUGGACCAGCACCACUACGCCAUCACCGACAUUGCAGCUGAGCAGGGCCAUGCCCCGGAGGGGUCUGGGGACCUGGUGACAGCCGAUGACUCUGGAACCCUCUGUAUGUGGAGCUCUGGGGACGAGUUCACCCUGCUGGGAAUGAUCCCUGGGGCCGGGUGCACGUGCUCGUCCGUGGUGCUGUGGCAGGGGCUGGUGGCUGCAGGCUAUGGGGAUGGGCAGAUCCGGGUGCUGGAGGCCGGGACGGGGGUGCUGCGUGCCCAGGUGAGCGCCCACGCACGCUGGAUCUACGCCCUCGACCUGGCACCGCUCACCGGCAAGCUGCUGUCAGGUGCAGAGGAUUCCUGCGCAGCAGGAACCCAGACACAGAUGAUGUCGAG
Molecule: messenger RNA, 638 nt
Organism: Acanthisitta chloris (rifleman)
Lineage: Eukaryota; Metazoa; Chordata; Aves; Passeriformes; Acanthisittidae
Gene: WDR54
Product: WD repeat domain 54
Exons: 7
Molecular function (GO): protein binding
Source: RefSeq, a predicted model, not a curated record